Penicillium verhagenii is the source of this 954-nucleotide messenger RNA. RefSeq lists its product as uncharacterized. The record is from RefSeq and is a predicted model, not a curated record. Bases 1 to 954 code for a protein of 317 amino acids. NCBI's taxonomy places the organism in Eukaryota, Fungi, Ascomycota, Eurotiomycetes, Eurotiales, Aspergillaceae. The transcript has 2 exons.
AUGCCGAGCGUCUCAGUCAAUGGCGGAUGGACUUUUAGUAAUAUCGGUCCUAUGACAACGACUUUUACGCCAGCUCCAACCUGCACCAAUAACCUAUUCGUCGGCGGCACUGAAGUUCCUAAUUCUCAAUGGCCCGUAAAUUGCGCGGCGGAUUCCUUUUCGGGAUGUAUACCACCCGGUAUGACGACGACAGCAACUGCUACCACUAGAAACUUGAACUUGCCUUGGGAGAAGGCCUAUUUCUCUCCCGGUAUUUACUGUCCAUCUGGAUGGGCAACAAUGGGCACGGCUGCCCGCGAGACCAACACCAUUAGCUCAUCGGGUGUUCUAACUACACACCGGUAUAAUUAUGGUGACUGGGACAAUCCUGCCAAAAUGUUAGCGAGCAUUCUGGAUACAAGUGAGACACUUGCCAUAUGCUGUCCAAUCUCCAUGACGGUGGACCUUUUUUUCUUCGGCGGAUGUUACUCUGAGAUUGCGGGUUACACCCCCACCGAGGCUUGCUACAAGGAUGCACCUGAAACGGAUUAUGGUGACUACACCAAGACGUUCACCUGGAAUGCUCUCACGGCUACGGAGUAUUUCGGAAUACCUACAGGCACAACCGAGCCCACAGUUACUGAGAUGAUUACCCUGAGUAAGGAAGGUUGGCCAAACUUGAAAGGCUUCUCUGCUAUGCCCAUGGUUACUAUAGUGCAUCAUCAGUCUGAUCUGGAGAUGGCCAAAGCUAGCACAGCUGUAACUACGAGCUCUGUUAGCUCUACCAACCCUGUUUGCUCCACUAGUCUUAUCAGCUCUGGCACAGACACCGUAUCUGGGUUCGGAGUUGCAACUUCUACCUUCAAUGCUGCUGGAAGACUGAGUCCAUCAAGGUCUGCAUGGGAUGGGUUGGGUGUUGUCGCUGGAGUCUCAAUUGCCGCUGCCGCCCUGGGAGGGGCAAUCAUUUUCCUAUAA